Molecule: messenger RNA, 1707 nt
Organism: Actinia tenebrosa (Australian red waratah sea anemone)
Lineage: Eukaryota; Metazoa; Cnidaria; Anthozoa; Actiniaria; Actiniidae
Product: E3 ubiquitin-protein ligase TRIM45
Molecular function (GO): protein binding; zinc ion binding
Source: RefSeq, a predicted model, not a curated record
GUGAAAAGGCUUUUCAAAUGUGUUUGUUAUUCUGACAUCUAGUGACUUAUGCUAUCAGACUUAAGAAAGGUCAUGCGUUCGUAUGUUGCUGAGUUAAAACAGCCAGUUGUAAAAGAAAGUCGUUUAUAUCCUUCGCUAGGAUUCUUUAAAAGAAAGCAUAGUAAGUCAGAUAUUUUCAUAUUACAACAACUUCGGACGAAACUUUUACAAAGUUGGAUAGCUAUUCAAAUUUAAGAAUUACCGCAUAUUUUGUACUAAAAUGUAAUGGCUACUGGUAGUGACAAAACUGUCGGCGUGAGUCUGUUCUGUCCUGCUUGUAGCAAAGCUGUCAAAGAUCCACGAAUCUUACCCUGUCUUCAUUCAAUAUGCAAAGCCUGCAUCGAAARACAUUUGAACGGGCAUUACCAGUGUCCCGUAUGUAAGGAGAUAYCCAAUGAGAUUCGUUCAUUGUCGGACAUCGAUAAGCUACCAAUAGACAGUCUUCUUUUGAGCAUUAUGGACAUGGUCACUUUACAUGGCGGGAAAAUGGUACACUGUGACGUCUGCGAYGAAAGUGAACGCUCAAAUGCGGUUUGUCGCUGCAAGGAAUGCGCACAGUAUUUCUGCUCUUUGCAUUCCAGUGCGCAUAAAAYGGCGAGAAAUUUUAAGGGGCAUACGAUGUUGGAUUUGGAUCAAUUGAGAAAGUACCCUCUAAAGGAUCUUAGGCGGCCUCUAUUUUGUCGUGAGCAUGGAGGCGAAAUACUGAGGUUUUUCUGUGAAACGUGCGAUAAAACAGUUUGUAAACAUUGUUGCUCUUUAGAAAACCAAAAUAAUCAUAUUCACAUCUCGUUGGACGAAGCCAUUCAAAAAUACAACACAGAGAUAAAAURUAUCCUACAAAAUGCGAAGGAAUUCCUCAAAGCAAUGGAAAAAAYGGUACCCCAGCUUGAUUUAGUGGCAUCCAAUGUGAACUCUAAAGCRAAAAAUAUUUUGUGUGAUAUCGAUGUUAUUAUUGAUUACCAAAUUACUACUUUAUUGAAAAGGAAGAAAGAGUUACGUUCACAGGUGCAAGAAAUUCGUAAAUCAAAACUACAGGGUCUGAAAGAACAGCAGGAAAAAUUAAAAUCCUCUUUGACAAAGCUACAACAAGCGUGUAAAUUCACCGAAAUCACCAUGACRACGAGUGGUAACCAUAACGACGCCACAGCGCUUGUCUUGAAGAACCUUUUAACUUCAAGACUAAAGGAAUUUAUGGAUAAAAAGUCUGAAUAUUUAGAGCCAGUGGAAGAUAGCUUUUUAGAAUUACACUGCGAUGAUUCACUCCUGCACCGAGCAAUCGAAACGUUUGGCAGACUUGACACGACUUACGCGUGCCCGAAAGAAUGCAUAGCACGUGGAGUUGGAGUSAAGGCUGCCUUAGCAACCGAACCAAAUAAAUUCACGGUUUUUCUCAUGGAUCAACGUGGGAAACAACUCGAGAGACCUGAUGGGGAUGUAAUUGUCGACAUUAUGACUCAAGAUGGUAGAAGAGUGAAUGUAGAUUCUAUUGUUGCUAAGCAUGGCGGGACAUAUGAGGUGACUUAUAAUCCAAUGCAGAGGGGAAGCCUUACGAUUACCGUAAAAGUCRAAGGCGAGCAAAUUAAAGGAAGCCCGUUUCUAGUUCCAGCAAGYGGCGACUUGAAAAAAUCGUGGAUCUAAAUUUUGAACAAAGCCUGAAGAAGACAGCCU